Molecule: messenger RNA, 990 nt
Organism: Rotaria socialis
Lineage: Eukaryota; Metazoa; Rotifera; Eurotatoria; Philodinida; Philodinidae
Source: the annotation of a GenBank genome assembly
AUGUGCAUUUGCAUAUUCAUCAUUAUAAUCUUUCUACUAUUAAUUCAAACUGUACGCUAUAUAUUCAGACGUCGUUCUCCAAUUAAAUAUGUAGACGAGGCAGAUUUAUCUCGAUUUGGAAAUGUUUCGUGGCCUCAACAACGUAUACCGCGUGUGAUUCAUCAAACAUAUCGUACGUAUGAUGUACCUGAAAUAUGGAACUCAACGGUACAGUCAGUGAUGAAGAUGAAUGUGGGCGAUUUUGAGUAUCGCCGAUGGUCUCAUUCGGACAUGGAUGCAUUUGUUCGACAGCGUGAACCUGACUUCUAUAGAAAUACUUUUGUCCAUUAUGCAUAUGAUAUGCAACGAAUAGACUCAUUUCGGUACGUACUAAUGUAUCACAUAGGUGGAAUCUACAUCGACAUGGAUAGUGCUUGCUAUCGUCCUCUUCGAGAAUUUGUCGCCACUCUGGAAGCACUUGAUCCAAGCUCACCUUAUCUUGCUCUUUUUCCUGCUGAAGAUGCAUUCGGCGUUCAAACGGACUUCAUUGCUGCUACUCCCGGACAUCCAAUAUAUAAACAGUUUAUUUCACAAUUACCUCUGUUUCAUCACUACUUUCUCAUUCAUCAUAUCACAAUACUACUUAGUGCUGGACCACUCUUUGCUACUUUUCAAGAGCGCUUUUUUCGUCAGACGGAUCAACAAGUUGUACGAAUAUUGAAAAAUAAAAUCUAUACCACUGAGUUUUGGAAAACAAAUGGAGGUACAUGGUUUGGUCGCGAUACUCUGUUCAUAUUAUACAUCUAUUAUAACAGCAAGCGUCUUCUUGGAUACUUAAUUAUUUUGGCUAUCUGGCUUGCUAUUUUUUUCAUUGGGAUCAUCAUUUACAGACGAUGGCGAAGCCACUGUCCCAAGAGUCUAACUAUGAUACAAGUCAAUCAGUACCCGUUAUUGAAAAAUUCCCCAUUACGCUUGAUACGAUUGAAGCAGAAAGAAAGUCGACCGGAAUAG